Penicillium cosmopolitanum is the source of this 1818-nucleotide messenger RNA. RefSeq lists its product as uncharacterized. NCBI's taxonomy places the organism in Eukaryota, Fungi, Ascomycota, Eurotiomycetes, Eurotiales, Aspergillaceae. The coding region runs from base 1 to 1818 and encodes 605 amino acids. The transcript has 5 exons. Gene Ontology annotation, biological process: regulation of DNA-templated transcription. The record is from RefSeq and is a predicted model, not a curated record. Gene Ontology annotation, cellular component: nucleus. Gene Ontology annotation, molecular function: transcription cis-regulatory region binding; zinc ion binding; DNA-binding transcription factor activity, RNA polymerase II-specific.
AUGUCAGUAUCGGAAUCGGAUAGUUUAGGGCGGGUCAGGACCUGCGAGAACUGUGUUCGAGCUAAAAUUAGGUGCUCGCGAGCGCCUCCUGCCCAAAGUUGCGAUCGGUGUCUACGUUUGCAUAAAGAUUGUUAUUUCCGUCCAACAAAGGCUCGUAAUCCCAGGAAGCGGGCAACUCGAAUAGGCGUGCUUGAAGACAAGGUGGAUCAAAUUCUGGGUCAAAUAAAUCAUGGACCUCUUCCGAGCCCGCAAAAGACGUCGCCGUCUCCACAAAGCCAGAGCUCCGACCCGAAUAGUAGUCUACAUCCGUGCGAUGUGAUCGGGAAGGGAUUAAUCACCCACGAUGAAGCAAAUCGCCUGCUAGACAGAUUUCACGAUACAACGCCCUAUUUUCCUUAUGUGCAGUUUCCAAGAGAAACCACAAGCCAGGAUCUCAGAUCGGAGAAACCGUUCCUUCUGCUUUCUAUCCUAUUAGUAUCCUCGUUUCAGGAUGUCCCACUCCAUCUGGCCCUCGAGGAAGUUUCCGCCGCUUACCUUGGGGGUCCGGUUUUACGGGGAGAGCACCCACUGCCUCUCGAUUUAUUACAAGGGCUGCUGGUAACGAUAGCCGGAACCAAGAAAAAGCUUCAUCUAAUGCGAUUUUCUGUGUACCUGCACCUGGCGAAUAGUAUAAUUAAGGAUUUUCGAAUGGAUCAACCGACUAAAUUGCGAGCGCUAAGAGAAAGAAUCGAUGUCAUGGAAUGUGCAGAACCACCAGCGAAAUCGAUUUCUACGCAAAACCAAGAAAUGAGAGCGUUAAUUGGAUAUUAUUUCCUCGAUUCCACUCACACCGUCAUAAGCCAGCGAACCGGUACAAUGCCUUGGUCGCAGUUCAUAGAGUCCUGUGCCGAAAAAUUGUCGCAAGCAUGCGAAUUCCCCGCCGAUCGAUAUUUGUUAGGCCAGGUUCGGCUUCAACAUAUGCUUGAGCGAAUUGAUUCACUCGUCAGGCGAGGGUUCAGUGAAAGCCAAGCCAGGCCUGCAGAUAUAGAAGCCAUAGUCCGUUCUCUUCAAAGCGAUGCGCAAGAGUGCAAAGCUCGUCUUCCUGUUGACCGUGACUGUAAGUUGACCCUUCAAUGUAUCAUUAUCAUUUCCACGGGAAAUCUGAAUCCUAACACUCGAGCAGUGACCACCGGCAUACAGUCACACACAUUCGAGAUCCAUCUCCACCAAACCGUCGUUUUCGACGUAUUCCCAGCAUCAACCAUAUCCAUUGAUCAAUCCGCAGCCCUACUACGAGUUGAUGCACUUUGCCACGGUCUCGCAGCCGCAAAGCAAUGUAUAGACGACUAUUACGAACUACCAGUCGGCAUUGAGAAGAAAUUCAGUUACUCCCAAUGGACAAGUAUUGGAUUCUGCGUCGCAGCUUCAUGCAAACUAGUCCUAGCAUCAUUGGAGCCAUCCGUUCGACAUCACGAUCAAGUCAAAGGAUUGCGAGAAGCAUUGGACAUGCCUGGCGAAGUUCAAAGGCUUUCUCAACGCAUGAACACAAUUGAUCAAGAAUGUAAAGGGGAAAAAUGGGAUCAGCAUGAAAUUUUCUUUUAUCGUGAUUGGUUGCAGCAUCUUAGUGAGUGGUUUGAGGCGCAGUAUCGACUGGCGCACUCGGAUAGUGCUGGGGAGAACAAUGGGGUUGCGUUUGCAGGUGGGAUUUCUGAUAAUACUGGUAAUAUUUAUGAUUCGGAAGAGACUGAUGCUAGUGCUGGAUUUCCUUGGUUGAAUCUUCAAGAUGUUACCAUUGAGGAGAUGUUGAAUGCUUGGCUUGGGCCGGCGGCGAUGUACUAA